UUGUUUCGAAAAUGUCUUUUAGUGCUAUGGCGGGUUUCUGUUUUUUCAAUCUCAAAUACGAAAUGAGGAGUUAUGUGCGCCGCUUGGGCGGCGACAUUGACAGCAAUUUCUUGAAUAUUUUCAAUCGCCAUUUUGUGAAUAAAUUGGAAUUACCUAUAUGUUGAGAGACCGAGAUUAUAUUCCGAACAACUUUUUUUUAUGUUAAUUGUAAAUGUAAAAUUAUUCUGCCUAUGGCCUAUGAUCAAUGCGAUUUAACUGCUCUAGUGCUUUCACACAACGCAUCUCACAGAUGAUGUUCUGAGAUUUAUAUUUAUUACUUAGAUGAAUUAGGUUAUAAUCUCUCCUUUGCAUCUUCAUCCUCUGCUUUCAAUAUGUCUAAGAAGUCAGGGGUUUUAAAGCGUGUGAUGAAGAAACAUGAAGUGGCUCUACCAAUACAUAUGCAGCGUUUGGAAGCUGCGUUAGAAGUUAGACCAUUUGUUGAUCAGGUUGAAAAAUUACUAAAUUCUGAUAGUGAGAGUGUCAGCAGUGAGGCUUCAGAAAUUGUAUCUGUUGGAAAGAAAGGAGAUAAAAUAAUAUAUGGAGUUUUAACAACUAAACAAGAAAGGCAAUGUGACCGCCUCAGAUUAUACAAUUUUUCAUCAGUUGGCGAAGAAAGGGAGUGGCUGCGAAAUGUUAUUCUUUCAUCAGAGUCAGACAGUGGUGAAGAUGAUACACCAGCUGGAAAGAAUAAAAGGAUAAAGCGACUAUUAAAAGAGAGAAAGUUUCACAACAAACACGUGAAGUCAUAUUAUAAAGAUCCAGGGAAUUCAAGAUACAUGUAUUAUGGUGCUGGACUUCUGUCAACAGUUGAUCGAUACCCAGAAAGGAAAAUCAGUAGGCCACCUCCGACGAGUGCUAGGAGUCGAAGAGGUCGGCCAAAAGACAAGGGUGUUACCAAACCUCAGCAUAAACCCAGGAAAACAAAAGCAAAGGAAAUACAAGAGGAUGGAAGUGAUAUUCCUGAUGGUAUCGCUGAUUGGGAGGAACAAAUGCGCAAUAUGAAAGAUGAGCCGGAUGAUGAAUUUUGUAUUUCUGAGAAAGCAGGUGUUCGGGGUCGUAAGAAGUCACUAAAUAUGAAAAGUCCAGAGGUUCUAACGGCUCGUCGUAAGCGACACUGGUUCUUACUGGUUAAGAAAGAAAUGGGCAAAGUACAGAGAGCGAGGGCUGCAACACACAAGGAGCUGCUGUUGCAACGAAAAAGGCUGGCAACAUUGUGCAGUAAACACUGGAGACAUGUUGCCAUGCAGUCACAAAAGAAUAUGAAGGAGACAGUGUGGCGGUGUAAGCGGCUAAGUCGUGAGAUGCAAGCGUACUGGAGACGAUACGAUAGGGCUGAAAGAGAGACCAGGCGAAGGAUGGAAAGGCAGGCGGAGGAGCAGCGUAAGAUGGACGUUGAGCUGAUGGAGGCAAAGCGACAACGCCGCAAACUGAAUUUUCUGAUCACCCAGACUGAGUUGUACGCGCACUUCAUGCAGCGCAAGUUAAAUGCCGUCGAUGGUGACGACUGUGGAGCCGACACCAUCCUCAGCCAACUGGACGAGGACAGAGAUCCGAGACUGGCCGCCAUCGACCACUAUGAUUGCGAGGCAAUGAAGGCUCGCGCGUCUAAGAACGCGCUGGAUGCGUUUCAUACGGACCGCGCUCGCACCGCAGCAUUGGAUGCGCGCACGCUCGACCCGGCGGACGCGGCAGACGCAACGCGACAAGAUGCACGCGAAUUCGACCAGCCCUCCAUCUUCUGCGGCACGCUCAAGGGAUAUCAGCUGAAAGGAAUGAACUGGCUCGCAAACUUGUAUAAUCAGGGUAUCAGCGGUAUAUUAGCGGACGAGAUGGGCUUAGGCAAGACGGUUCAGUGCAUCGCGUUCUUGUGCCACGUAGCGGAGAGACUGGGCGUGUGGGGCCCGUUCCUGGUAGUGUCACCAGCCUCCACGUUGCACAACUGGCAACAGGAGCUGCAGAGAUUCGUGCCUGACUUCAGAGUGGUGCCGUACUGGGGCAGUCCAAGCGAGCGAAAAAUCCUCCGUCAAUUCUGGGAACGUAAAGAUCUGCACACUCAACAUGCAGCCUUCCACGUGGUCGUCACUUCAUAUCAGAUCGUUGUGUCUGACCUCAAGUACCUCAACCGUGUCUCAUGGCAAUAUAUGAUACUGGAUGAGGCGCAAGCGAUUAAGAGCUCUGCUAGUAUGCGGUGGAAGUUGUUACUGGAUUUCAGCUGUAGGAACCGGCUUUUGCUAUCAGGUACACCGAUACAGAAUAGUAUGGCGGAAUUGUGGGCCCUUCUUCACUUCAUCAUGCCAACCCUAUUUGAUUCACACGAAGAAUUCAAUGAAUGGUUCUCUAAAGACAUUGAGAGUCAUGCGGAAAAUAAGAGCACUAUUGAUGAGAAGCAUCUUUCAAGACUGCACAUGAUAUUGAAGCCGUUUAUGUUGCGACGAAUAAAGAAAGAUGUUGAGAAUGAGCUUUCCGAUAAGAUUGAGAUAAUGGUGCACUGUCCACUCACCAUUAGACAGAAGAUACUGUAUAUAGCACUGAAGAAGAAAAUCAAGAUAGAAGAGUUACUGAGGUUUUCAAUUGGCUCAGAGUCUGGUCACAAUGUUGAUAAGAAUUUCACGUCUAAUUUGAUGAAUUUGGUUAUGCAGUUUAGGAAAGUAUGCAACCACCCAGAGCUAUUUGAACGGCGCGACGUUAGAUCGCCGUUCGCAAUGCAUGUAGAUGACUACCACCUGCCGAAGCUGGUAGCAGAAGACUGCAUCAUGAUAAGAAGCAUACCAUCCAAACGGCAUCUGUUGUACAACAGACUGUGUGUUGUGAUUAGUGAAUAUGUGCAUAGAAGCUUCACUGAUUCUGGCAGUGAAUUGUUCUCAUUCUCGCGUUUUAUGGACUUGUCUCCAAUGGAGGUGUAUAGGAUUAUGGUGUGUGGGUGGCUGUAUGCAAUACUGCAUAUAGAGCAAUGUAUAGAACAAUAUGAUAAAUUACGUCAUCGGGAAGUGUGGUGGUACAACAAUAGAAACUCUUGCUAUAAUCAAGUGAGAAGUAAACACAUGCUACUGGUGUGCCCGGCUGGAGAUGUUCUGAGGAAGAGGAAAGAGGACUCGUCCUUAUGGAGGGACUUGUUGUUUACUGAUUUGGUAUGGAUUCAAGGUGGCCCGUUCUAUACUCACACUGAUCACAAGAUACAUUACAUGCCUGAAACUAUUGAGCACCGAGCAUUGCGUACUAGAAACAUAAGAAUGCCUAAUGGACAGACAGAAAUCCUGACUGAGAUAAAGACUGAGGAUGGAGGAGUUAUUCCAGUGGAGGGUCCGGAUAUGGAAGCUCCUGAGCUGCUGCACGUGGAGCGCGACCCUGUCAUCCUCUGCGACAUGCCCACACCUCUGCCUGCUUUCCUGUGCACCGCGCAGCCUAAGGUGUGCGCUCCGACGCGACGUUCGUUCGCUGUGUCGCGGUCUUAUGCGUACCACGUGACGCGGCACGAACACUGCGAGAGCGCCGCCGGCUGCACGAUUGUGCAGCGCCUUGUGUGCGACACGCCCACUCCGCACGGAUGGUGUGCACUGCAGGUGCCCGAUAAAAACCAGCUGGUGAGUGACGCGGGCAAGUUGACUGUGUUAGACUCGCUCUUGCGGCGGCUGAAGGAACGCGGACAUCGAGUCCUCAUCUACAGCCAGAUGACGAAGAUGAUUGACCUGCUAGAGGAAUACAUGUGGCACAGAAAGCAUAAGUAUAUGCGGUUGGAUGGCUCCAGCAAAAUUUCAGCGCGUCGGGAUAUGGUCGCCGAUUUUCAGGCUCGCACGGACAUUUUCGUGUUCCUGUUAUCAACGCGCGCUGGAGGACUGGGCAUCAAUCUCACGGCAGCUGAUACUGUCAUAUUCUACGACUCUGAUUGGAACCCGACCGUGGACCAGCAAGCCAUGGACCGCGCUCACCGGCUGGGUCAGACCAAGCAGGUGACGGUGUACCGGCUCAUCUGCAAGGGCACCAUCGAGGAAAGGAUAAUGCAGCGCGCCCGAGAGAAGAGCGAGAUACAAAGGAUGGUGAUAAGUGGUGGUAACUUUAAGCCGGACACACUCAAGCCGAAGGAAGUGGUCUCCCUGCUGUUGGAUGAUGAAGAAAUUGAACUUAAAUAUCGCCAAAGAUCCGAAGAAAAGAAAUUGAUGGAAGAACGGGAGCGAAAGAAGAAGUUGGGGUUGUUGUCGCCCGCCGUUCCACCGGCGGUGCCGAGCACAUCGGGAAGCGACAACGUGCCUGUGAAGCGAUCGCACGACUCGUCGGAGAGCAGCGAAGGAGAGGACUCUGCCGAAACGUCCACAAACCGCGUGCCGCCGAUUUCACCAGUCCGCGGCACGUGGGCAGGUGGGCGUCACCAGAGAAGUGCGCGGCGCGGGCGACCACGUGGCUCGCGGCAUUCAUCACGCCCCGCCCCCCCCAUGCCCGCUGCCGCUUCCGCCAUAGCCGCCGCGGGGGCAUUACUGGAGUCGGACAUGCCGUUGGAGGUGGUGAGCUGCGUAGAGGGUGGGGCAGAACGCGGCGUGAGGCGUGCGCCCGGGCGUCCUCGUCUGCGGGCGACCGGGCGUUCUCGCCCCGUCACCCGGCGGCCGCGGCGACCUCGCGAACCCUUGCUGGUGCCAUUGGCACCGCCACCCUAGCCCUCGCAACAACACUAGACAGAAAUGCACCGCUGUUUAACUUGAUUGUGUGACGUAAAAAAAGAAGUGGAAAGUUAAACUGAAGCCCACCAUUAGUGCAAUAAUUUUGAGUUUUCAACUAUAUUAAGUCACGUUUAUGUUAAAAUAAAAUCAACUUUGCUGUGUUUCAUUUUACUGUAAAUAAUUCGUCGUAAAAGUCAUUUCGUUUUGUAUUAAAGUUAAGAAUUUUAAAAGAA
Messenger RNA from Leptidea sinapis, 4921 nucleotides. It is a transcript of the gene Ino80, whose product is annotated as chromatin-remodeling ATPase INO80. The record is from RefSeq and is a predicted model, not a curated record. Lineage: Eukaryota; Metazoa; Arthropoda; Insecta; Lepidoptera; Pieridae. The transcript has 28 exons. Gene Ontology annotation, biological process: DNA repair. Bases 372 to 4685 code for a protein of 1437 amino acids. Gene Ontology annotation, cellular component: Ino80 complex. Gene Ontology annotation, molecular function: DNA binding; ATP-dependent chromatin remodeler activity; ATP binding.